Molecule: messenger RNA, 4080 nt
Organism: Drosophila ananassae
Lineage: Eukaryota; Metazoa; Arthropoda; Insecta; Diptera; Drosophilidae
Product: myotubularin-related protein 4
Exons: 15
Coding region: 378-3926 (1182 amino acids)
Biological process (GO): dephosphorylation; regulation of autophagy
Molecular function (GO): metal ion binding; phosphatidylinositol-3,5-bisphosphate 3-phosphatase activity; protein phosphatase binding
Source: RefSeq, a predicted model, not a curated record
AUAACAAUAGCGAUGACAACUAAACUAAAAGUAUCUAAAUAUUUAUAUGUAUGUGAAAAAAUAUUUGUCAAUCUUUGUUUAUAAUAUUUUUCUCUUUAGUAUAGUCGAAAAUAAAGUUAAGAAUAUAAAAGAAAAGGGGAAUUUUAAUUUCGGACAACAUAAAUGUUAAAUACAACAAAAUUCUAGAUUACGCGUUAGUUUGCUAACACAUGUGAAGUUUUAUGUUUCUUAUUGUUGCUUCUAAAAUAUCGGAAUAUGUGCACAAAGCUAUACGUGUAAAUGGCCUUAUACAUUAUAUGUGGCAAUAUAAUCCCGUGUUUACUAGAGGCACAAACAACCUAUUAAGCUUUAAAAAUCUUUUUUAGUAAAUUCAAAAAAUGUCAGAUGGAUCGCCGCCUCCAUCGAUUUGCUUUAUUCGUGCCGCUGAAUCCUACCCGAAAUCACAGAUGGAAAAAGAAGACUCCCAGUUGCUGGUGCCCUUUCAGGAGCUGCUUGGUGAAUCUAUCAAGUACCUAGGCCGAACGGACGACGGGAUUCUAGCCUUAUCAAAUUACCGCAUAUUUCUCUCAAAAAAGUCAACUGCCUUUGAGACGUACGUGCCCUUGGGCCUCAUUGAAUCUGUGCAAGGACGUGACCUGUUUCAGUUAAUUAUUAAUUGCAAGGACGCCAGCACUGUGCGAUGCUCUUUCCAGUCUACGGAACAAUGUGUGGAUUGGCAACGACGAAUUAAUUUGCUUAUAGGCGUUCCUCAAACACUGGAAAACCUUUUCGCAUUUGGUUUUUACUCCUGGACCUGCGAUAUAUUUGGCAGUAGUAAUGAGAAUGCAAGUACAAAUGGCUAUCGAGGCAAGGAUCGCUCUACCUUACACACACCUCAGGCUCCUUUAAACGUUGAGGCUGUACCCUCGGCUAGCAUUCGUUUGCAACGAGCCAUGAGUUAUGAUAGCGACUUUAAAAACGAAGUCGUCCGUUUAGGAUUUGACCUCAAAGGAUCUUGGCGAAUCUCCACGGCCAACGCUGACUUCAAACUGUGCCCCUCGUACCCACCCAAACUGCUUGUACCUUUUUGCAUCACCGAUGAAAUGCUCCACAACGUAGCUAACUUCCGUGGAUCGCGCCGGCUGCCAGCGGUUGUCUGGCGCCAUCAAAAGUCUGGCGCCAUUUUAGCUCGCUGUAGCCAGCCGGAGGUCGGUUGGCUUGGCUGGCGAAAUACCAAAGAUGAGCAGCUCCUCAAGGCGCUGACCGAUGCCUGUGCCUUUGACAGGGGUGAGCACUCAAGACGAUUAACAUAUGCCCAUGCAAGCGCUCAUCAACCGAAAGAUACAAAAGAUUUGAACGGCCAAUCUUCUUCAUCUGGAAAGAGUUCACCUUCAUUAGAGGAUUCUUCGCACGAGGAACUUACCUUAGACGAAGUUCGGAAAAUUUUAAUAGUAGAUGCCAGAAGCUAUACUUCUGCCGUUACAAAUCGGGCACGCGGUGGAGGCUGUGAAUGCAUUGAGUACUAUCCAUGCGCCGAAAUUGAAUUCAUGAAUUUAGGUAAUAUUCACGCGAUUCGUAAAAGUUUUCAUGCUGUCCGCCUGCUUUGUGCCUCAUCCCCAGAUGACCCAAAUUGGUUUGGUCAACUGGAAAAAACUAUGUGGAUGCAACACCUGUCAGGUUUAUUGGGAGCCGCAAUGACUGUUGUUCAUACCAUCGAAAAGAAUGGCCGCCCUGUACUUGUGCACUGUUCUGAUGGCUGGGACCGUACGCCUCAAAUUGUGGCAACAGCUCAACUCUGUUUGGAUCCUUACUACAGAACUGUUGAAGGAUUUCGCGUUCUGGUUGAACGUGAGUGGUUGAAUUUCGGUCACAAAUUCGCUGAUCGCUCUGGAAAUGGGCCCCAUUCCGACGAAGUGAAUGAGCGGUGUCCAGUUUUUUUGCAGUGGCUUGAUCUGGUUCAUCAAAUACAGCGGCAAUAUCCUUGUUCUUUUGAGUUCAGCGUAGGCUACCUGAUUAAAAUGGCGCAACAUUCGCUUUCCUGUCUCUUCGGAACUUUUCUUUGCAACUCGCUUAAAGAACGCCUUGAUAAUUCCGUAUUUGACCGAACAUUUUCAGUGUGGCCAUUUUUAGCGGACACUAUGUACAGAAAUCCUCUGUAUAAGCAUGAGACUGAAAAGGUUCUGUGGCCUGCACACAGUGUAAGAUUUUUACAUUUUUGGUCCGACGUUUACCUUGGUAGUUUAGGUAACAAAAACGGAAUUGAUCUGCCGCUACUUAGUAACGAACGCCCAAACGCUCAUUAUCAGGAUGUGAUGGCAAAAACGAGAUCUUCUGAAAAUCUGAAAACGAAUGAGCUGGGACAAAGCACUAUAUCAAGGAGAUCUAGUGAUCCAAAUCUAGCAGUGGAAUCCAUUAUUACAGAAUGCCUUAAUAUUAAUAGCAACUCCAUGUUCGACAUACGAUCUGAAACAAACAAUAGUGUUAGAAAAAAUGUCCAAGAUCGUGUUGAACACUCCAAAGACUUAGAGGUAGACGUAACGGAUGCAAAAAAAGAAGGCCAAAUUUGCCCUGAAAAUAAAUUAUGUAAAUCCUAUAACGACCAAACUAAAGCUUCGAAACGUGAUAUAUUAAAUGUAGCAUCACCAUUGCUAUCGCAAAAUAGUCUGAUGUGCUCACAGAACUUGAUUCAUAGUCCACGUUGCAUAGAAAGCAAUGUCCACGUUUUACGUAACUCUGCAAAUGAUCAAAGCCCCCCUUUAAUUGAUAAUCAAAUCAGUGAUACAAGUCCAGCUAUCAGGCAUGGACAAUGCGAUGUUAGUUCCGAUUCUCCGAUUUCCAGAAAGUUUACACAAAAAAACGAGGUGGACAGUAAUAGCAGGAACUUAGGUCUCGACUAUAAUCGGAAAAAUAUAGAUGCAGCUCCAAGCAGUAAAAUAAAUUUAAGCUUUAAUAUUUUACCAAAAGUUCAUUUAAAUCCGAAUGUGGCGCGACGUUUAAAAACAGACGACAUGUUUCCGCAUCACCUUGACCUGCAUGUGCCAAGGGAUACUGGUGGUAGUAUAUAUAAACGAACGCAAGAUAACUUUUCUAAAAACGCAAGCGUAAAUGGCUCCGCGUUAGCUGCCGAUACCAGCAACUUCGAAGAAAACCAAUACACGACGACUGAAAGAAUCGUUGAAAAGUCAUCGAUAGUCUGUCCAUCUGGAGCUCGAUUACGAAGGAACACAUUUGGGUCAAGCUAUAGUCGAGAUAUUGGACAUCUGAAAAUCACAACGGAAAAUGGGAACGGAAGCGGAAACCAUGUCAGCUCUUACGGACUUAUACCGAUGCCGCCCACUCCGCAAAGUAACCAAGAACGAAUGCAAUUUACUAUUCCCUGCCCUGAUGGUCUUGGCCAUGGCCUGAGCGAACAAAAUAUAAGACUCCAUCAGAUAGUACAAGAACAUAAAUUGCGAGAGGAAGCACUUGUUCGAGAAAUACAUAGCAUGCGACUGGCUUUGUUGGAAAAAGGAUGUCCCAGCUGCAAUAGUAUCGUUUCGGUCAAUAUGGAACAUGAAAAUGGAUCAGAUAUCGUUGAGAACGCUUCAACUUGUUCCUGGGAAGCCGUAGAAGAGCGUAGUGAUCCUCCGUCAUUUGUCCCUACAUUAAACCAAGAAAAAAAGGCCUCCAGUGUUCUUUGGGUUCCAGACCAUGCAGUUUCACGUUGCUCUAGUUGCCAAACUGAGUUCUGGCUCGGACGAAGAAGACAUCAUUGUCGAUCCUGUGGCGAAAUUUUUUGUGCUGACUGUUCGGAAUAUUGGGCGCCGUUACCUUACGAAAAGCUUUUCAAUCCAGUCAGGCUAUGUGGUUCUUGCUACGCAACCGUCACAACCAAUGUUCAUGAAAAUGUUGCGGUACCCUUGGAGCUCUCAAUAAACGAAGCAACGCAAUGUUCUGCAAACUCCUGAAAAUGUUCCCAAUAAAAUUAAGGCUCUUUUGUUGUAUCAUUAUGUUAAUUUAAUUAUAUAUACUCAAACAUAUUAAUUGCAUAUGUUUUAUAGUAUGAUAGAAUAUUUCUGUGCGAAUCUAUAGAACUUGGAAUUAUAAUUUAUUUUGAAGGCA